Molecule: messenger RNA, 1143 nt
Organism: Plasmopara halstedii
Lineage: Eukaryota; Oomycota; Peronosporomycetes; Peronosporales; Peronosporaceae
Product: ap-1 complex subunit mu-1
Exons: 3
Coding region: 1-1143 (380 amino acids)
Biological process (GO): vesicle-mediated transport; intracellular protein transport
Cellular component (GO): cytoplasmic vesicle; clathrin adaptor complex
Source: RefSeq, a predicted model, not a curated record
AUGUCCGCAUCCGAAAAAUUCACGCACUACGUCCAAGACAAAGAUGAUUCGGAGCAGCGCCCCGUUUUCACAGAGGACGGCUAUACCUUCGUCUACCUCAAGCAUAACAAUCUGUACCUCAUGACCGUAACUAAAGUAAAUUCGAACGUUGCACUGAUGCUUAUGUAUCUCACACGCAUCUGCCAAGUAUUUCGUGAAUACUUUGGCGAGCUUGAGGAAGAAAGUAUUCGUGAUAAUUUUGUUAUUAUCUUUGAACUUUUAGACGAGACAAUGGAUCAUGGGUAUCCUCAAACAACCGAAGCUCGUAUUUUACGCGAAUAUAUUACUCAAGAAGGCCACAGGCUCGAGGCAGCGCCACGUCCACCAACUGCGCUUACGAAUGCUGUUUCUUGGCGUAGUGAAGGCAUUAAGCAUCGCAAGAAUGAAAUAUUUCUUGAUGUUGUGGAAAAACUAAAUCUUCUUGUCUCAAGUAAUGGGACUGUGCUGCAUUCAGAAAUUAUUGGAGCUGUGAAAAUGAAAAGUUUCUUGUCGGGUAUGCCGGAGCUCAAGCUCGGUCUUAAUGACAAGGCACUUUUUGAAGCUACAGGGCGGUCUUCUAGCAAAGGCAAAGCAGUGGAAAUGGAAGAUAUCAAGUUUCAUCAGUGUGUUCGACUUGCUCGCUUUGAAUCGGACCCUACACACGUGAAGCCACUAAUUUGGGUUGAGGCAGUCGUGGAACCUCAUUCUCGCUCGCGUAUCGAAUACAUGGUUAAGGCCAAGUCACAGUUUAAAAGUCGCAGUAUUGCCAACAAUGUGGAGAUCGUCAUUCCAGUACCUCCUGAUGUUGAUUCUCCUAGUUUCAAGUGCAGCAUUGGAUCCGUGACGUAUGUACCAGAUCGUGACGCUAUUGUUUGGUCCAUUAAGCAGUUUAAUGGUUCUCGUGAGUAUCUUAUGCGAGCACACUUCGGGCUGCCUAGUAUUGAUAACCAUGAGGCAACAGACGACUGGAAAGCUCCAAUUCAAGUCAAGUUUGAGAUCCCUUACUUUACGGUCUCGGGCAUUCAAGUGCGCUACUUGAAAAUUAUCGAAAAAAGCGGUUACCAGGCACUUCCGUGGGUGCGUUACAUCACGCAGAACGGUGACUACCAGCUACGAAUGUCUUAG